Molecule: messenger RNA, 1635 nt
Organism: Schistosoma turkestanicum
Lineage: Eukaryota; Metazoa; Platyhelminthes; Trematoda; Strigeidida; Schistosomatidae
Source: the annotation of a GenBank genome assembly
AGGGUUGGUUUUUUACUGAUAUCCAGACUUCACUAACUUGUAGUUUUUAAAUGCUUUUUAAACAUGUUGUCUUUUGAAGAAUUAACUAUAAUGCGAAAUUUACCAGCUCUUGUAGCAGAUUUAGAAAGUAUGGAUAUUAUUGAUCACCUUACUGCUACUACACCUCCAUUAAUUACUCCUACUGAUUAUGAAUCAAUUAUAGCUACAUCACAGAGAGAGGGACGAAGAGCAGGUGUAAGAUGUUUAAUUGCUUGUUUGCUACGUCGAUCAGAAAUUCAAAAAGUAUUCAAAUCUUUUCUUAAUAUACUCAAAGAAGAUUAUAUCCAUUUGUUUGAUUUAUUAAAUAAAACAUACGAAAGCUUAAAAACUGUGAAUAACGAUGAACCUGAUUUUGGUGCAUUAAACAAAAAUUCGUUUUGUUCCAAUGUUGUUUUGGAGAUUGAAAAUCAAGUAAACAUAACUACUCCUUGUCAGUCGAUCACAAAAGACGUGGAUCAUUCGGAGAUGUUUUUGAAAGGGCUUGGAGCUUCUGAGAAUGAUACUAUCUUCAAUAUUAUUUCAAUUAUAUGCUCACAUCCAAUUGCUGUGAUGAAUUGGAAAAAUCUUUUAAAUGAAUUAAUAGGAUGUAAUACUAUCAAUGCUACUAGUACGAUUAUGAUUAAUAGUAACAAUAAUAAUAAUAAUUCACAUUUACAAAACACUGAUUCAUCAAAUAUAAAAGAUUUUGAAGAUUUCCUAUGGUGUGCAUCAAAUUGUCGUCGUGGUCUUUUUCAAUUUUUUUCAAUUAAUAUGAUUCGAAAUUUAGAAAGUCGUGGUUCUCCUCUCAAACGACCAUAUCUAAUGAAUGUUAAUAUGGAUAAAUUUAAUGCUCAACUAAUUCGUAAAUUGAUCAUAGAAAAAUUAAUUCCAGCUUUACAACAUCAUAAUCUUUGGAAUCUAGCCAAUCGAAUUCAAACACAAAUUGAAUACAAUGAUGAAGAGAAAUGUAAUUCUAUGAAAAGUUUAAAUUUAACUAGAUGUAGUCUUUUGUAUACAAAUGAAUUUUCUUCGAAAUUAUCAAAUUCUACUUGUCAUAAUAAUAAUAUUAUUAUCAAUGAUAGUAAUAUACUACUAGAUCAAAAUCAAUCUUUUCCAUCAUUUGAUCUAUUAAAAUCUUGUCCUCAAUUCAAUUAUGCGAAAUCUUUACUUUUCUCAUGUAUUGAACCAAUAUUUCAUCAUUCUCUUAUACUAUUGGAUUGGCCAUUUCUACUUCAUGAGUUAGAAGUUUGUUCAACUUGUAUUUUCUAUUUAAUUAGUUAUCAUUCCUGUUCUUUAUCAUGUUUAUCAACUAAAAAUAAUAAUAGUAAUAUUGAAUUGUCUGAUUGUAAUUCUUCUUGUGAAAAUAUUCAAAAUGAGAAAAUUAAAAAUUCUGCAUUGAUUAUACUUUUUAGUACAAUACUUUAUAAUACAUUAUAUCAAAAAUCGAUUACAGAUCAAACUAUGAGUCAAUCAAUUGUACAGAAUUUAAGUGAAAGUAUGCAAAAAUCAUGUGUAGCAUCUGUAAUUCAUACGAAAUUAUUACCAGCUCUACGUCGUCUUGAUUUAAAUGUAUUACAUGAUAAGAUUGAACAAUUGGCUUUUCAAAUGCUUCAUUGA